Messenger RNA from Pseudogymnoascus verrucosus, 7117 nucleotides. RefSeq names its product Type I Iterative Polyketide synthase (PKS). Gene Ontology annotation, biological process: secondary metabolite biosynthetic process; fatty acid biosynthetic process. The coding region runs from base 628 to 6987 and encodes 2119 amino acids. Gene Ontology annotation, molecular function: fatty acid synthase activity; 3-oxoacyl-[acyl-carrier-protein] synthase activity; phosphopantetheine binding. The record is from RefSeq and is a predicted model, not a curated record. Lineage: Eukaryota; Fungi; Ascomycota; Leotiomycetes; Thelebolales; Thelebolaceae. The transcript has 8 exons.
CCAUCUUGUAAUCUGGCAAAGGGUUAAAAUUCAUACUGGACGCAGUUUAUUUAUUCUUGCACUGGAUACUGCGUAGGUUCUUUGCAAUGACUUUAACUAAGGGGACUCACGUCGAGGCUCCCGUUGAUGGACACCACAACGCGUGACAGAGAAGAUGCGCGAGUUGUAUUAUAAUACAAUAUAUUAUACUGCAGAGCAAUACCCACAGCGGCAUUUAUUCCUUGCUUUCCGCUCCUCCGCGCGCCGUGGACAUGGGAAUACUAUAAACUGCGUGAUCAUGCCGCUGUAGCCUCAUUAUACAAAUGCCACGACUUGAAUCGGACCCCGGGGAGUGGCGGAUUGCGGCACAACCAAUCAAAUGCAGCUAAUAUCUACGACAGGACCGACGAGGCAGGUGAGCGGUUUGCGAAACGGUGUCCGAACUUAGUGCAAGUGGCCAAUUAUGGCUGAAUUUCCUUGGAUGGAAUAAUACGGGACCUUGGUCGAAUUGGCCAAGGUCUUGUAUCUAUUAAGGUUGGAUCCCUGUGAAGUGAGAAACGAUGGAGGAUUUUGCUGUGGCUAUGAUUUCCCAGCGCCCAUAUAAUUAUGCUCCCAACUCUGUGAACUUCGAGACAUGCCAGUGGAGGAAUGAAUGACUCAGUUUCUCUGAGAAUGCAGCCACGAACAGAAAUUAUGGCUUCUUGCCAGGUCCUCCUUUUUGGCGACUUAGCCAUCCGUUUCGAAGACGAGCUUCGCCAGCUGGUUCACAUCAGGGGGAAUGAAAGCCUUCGUUCGUUUUUCGACCAAGUUAGCUAUGCUCUUCGGCAGGAAUUUGGAAAUCUUCCCAGCAACCAGCAAGAUCUGUUUCCACGGUUCACUACACUUGUUGACCUUAUCUCAAAUUUGGUGGAAACAGAAGGGAACCCCGUUUUGAGGUUUACCCUUCUUCCAGUUUGCGAAAUCGGCCAGUUCAUUAAAUACUUUGGGGAGGGGUCAAGGCUGUACCCCAGUGCCACCGACAGCUACUGUUUGGGGUUAUGUGCAGGUGGGUUUGCGGCCGCAGCAGUCAGCACAUCCCAAACUUUGGCCGAGUUGAUCCCGGCAGGAGUCGAAGCUGUCCUGACGGCCUUUAGAACCGCUCUCUGCACUUUGGCUGUUCGAAAUGACAUAGAAGAGCCCGACAAUGGACAUCAUCGGUCUUGGUCUGCAGUGGCAAACAUCCAGGAGGACGAAGCUUCUGACUUGAUUGAGCGAUUUAUUUUGGAAAAGGGUCUCUCCCAUAGCUCUAAACCAUAUUUGAGCGCCAUAACACCGUCGAAUGUAACUAUCAGCGGCGCUCCCAGCAGCUUAAAGGAGUUCUUUGCAGCAUAUUCCCUGAAAUUUUAUCACAUACCUGUCGAAUUACCGUACCAUGCGCCUCAUCUUUUCCACUCGCGCGACAUUGAUGAAAUCAUCUGCCGGUUUGAUGACAAAUUACUUGGUUCGUACAAGCCACGAAUUCCCAUUUGGUCUGCGGCAUCUGGAAAGUCCAUUCUUGCCGAAAACUUCAAGAACCUGUUACAUGAAGUCGUGACAGACACAUUACGCGAACAAGUUCAAUGGAGGAAUAUUCUUGAGUCAACCGCCAAACUCCUCGCGAACAGGAAUUUUCACGAAUGCGCAAUCCACACGCUAUCAUCAAAUGCUUCCACUCUCCUUUCCUCGGCCAUCUCAAGGGGCACAAAAAUGGUCGUCACCGUUAAUGACUUGUCUGCAAAAACUGGAUCGGUACCACAACCUCGAAGACACAGUGGACGUUUAGAUCAAUCCAAGAUUGCCGUAGUCGGAUAUUCGGGUCGUUUUCCAGACGCUGCGUCAAAUGAGGAAUUUUGGGAAUUGCUGCGCGCCGGGAAGGAUGUUCAUCGUCUUGUCCCAAAGGACCGUUUUGACUGGGAAGCCCAUUAUGACCCCACUGGAAAGACCAAAAACACCAGUCGGGUCAAAUAUGGUUGCUUCAUCAAGGAGCCCGGGCUAUUCGAUGCUCGCUUUUUCAACAUAUCUCCAAGAGAAGCCGAGAACACAGAUCCAGCUCAAAGAUUAGCCAUCACAACUACCUAUGAGGCACUUGAAAUGGCAGGAAUGGUGCCCAAUAGAACGCCAUCAACGCAACAGGACCGCAUCGGCGUCUUCUAUGGUGUCACUAGCGACGACUGGAGAGAAGUUAACAGUGGCCAAGAUGUAGAUACCUAUUUUAUUCCAGGUGGAAACCGUGCAUUUGUUCCGGGGAGAAUUAGCUAUUUUUUCAGGUUCUCUGGCCCCAGUUUAAGCAUAGACACUGCCUGUUCGUCUAGCUUUGCAGCAAUUCAAAUUGCUUGUAGUAAUCUGUGGAGAGGAGAGUGCGACACUGCCAUUGCAGGUGGAACCAAUGUUCUGACGAACCCCGACAAUUUUGCUGGCCUUGAUCGAGGUCAUUUCCUAACGACUACAGGCAAUUGUGAUGCUUUUGACGAUAAAGCUAGUGGUUAUUGCCGCGCCGACGCUGUGGGGUCUGUCAUUCUCAAGAGGCUGGAAGAUGCUCAAGCCGACAAUGACCCUAUUUUCGGUGUCAUUGUAGGGGCAUACACAAAUCACUGUGGCCAAACAGAUUCCAUCACUAGACCUCAUGAAGGCGACCAAACAUCUGUCUUCAAGCGCAUCAUUCGACACGCCAAUGUGAACCCACUCGAUAUUAGUUACGUCGAAAUGCACGGAACAGGGACUCAAGCUGGAGAUGCGACAGAAAUGAAUUCUGUGUUAUCAGUAUUUGUCCCUGAAUGCAAACGAAUGCCAGAUCAUCCUCUCUAUCUGGGUUCAGCAAAAGCCAAUAUCGGCCAUGCGGAAUCAGCAUCAGGGGUCUCUUCGCUCAUCAAGGUGUUAAUGAUGAUGAAGCACAAUGAAAUACCACCUCAUUGCGGAAUAAAAACACGGAUUAAUCACAAAUAUCCCCUCGAUCUGAAAGAGCGGAAUGUUAAUAUCGCCGCCACGCCCGUUCCUUGGCACCGAACUGCUUCUGGGAAGCGGUCCGUUUUCUUGAACAAUUUCAGUGCUGCAGGAGGUAAUACGGCCGUACUCUUGGAAGAUGCUCCAUUAUCACAUCCAAUCGAUAUUACCAGUGACCCUCGCAGCACCCAUCUAGUUGCUGUCACUGGAAAGUCUGCAAAGUCGUUGAACGAUAAUAUCAAGUCUCUGAUUAACUUCCUUGAGCUGAAUCCAGACACCCCGCUACCUGCACUGUCAUAUACGACUACUGCAAGGCGAAUGCACUAUUCGUAUAGAACAAUAUGUUCAGGAUCAGACAUAAAAUCUAUCUCGGAUGCAUUGAAGAAAAAGAUAGCAGAUUCGGAGUCGAUGCCACUUACAAGCACGACCAGUGUUUUAAAAAUAGCAUUUGCUUUCUCAGGCCAAGGCAGCCUCUACUCGGGAAUUGGAAGACAACUAUUUGAGUGCUAUCCCGGCUUUAAGGCGGAUAUACUCCGUUUCGAUAGUAUAGCACAGCAGCAAGGAUUUUCGAGCUUUUUACCUCUAGUUGAUGGUACGGCUUCAGAUGUAGACGGUGCUGAGACUGUCGCAGCUCACCUUGCUCUUAGCUGCGUGCAAAUGGCGAUUUGUCGCCUUUGGAUCUCAUGGGGCGUUCGACCGAAUUUAACAAUUGGCCACAGUCUUGGAGAAUAUGCCGCCUUACAAACUGCAGGUGUUCUAACACCCAGCGAUGUCAUCUAUCUCGUCGGUACCAGAGCCCAACUAUUGUCGAGCCACUGUCGCCGAGGAACCCACGCCAUGUUGUCUAUAAAGGCAUCGUCAGAUGAUAUUAGACCCUACUUGGUAGGAUCAACUUGUGAAAUAGCCUGUAUGAACCAGCCUACAAAUAAUGUGAUUAGCGGACCGAGCGAGGAGGUAGACCGUUUAAUGCUUUUGUUUCUAUCGAAGGGUUAUGAGUGCGUCAAACUUGAUAUCCCAUUCGCCUUUCAUUCGGCCCAGGUGGAUCCCAUUUUAGAGGGAUUCGAAUCAGCAACGGGGAGCAUUCGUUAUCGAGUUCCAUCAUUACCGUAUAUAUCGCCUUUACUCGAAUCGGUUAUCUCAGAUGGGUGUGUAUUAAACGCAUCGUACGUCGCUCGGGCGUGUCGAAGUGCAGUAAACUUUCAAGGAGCUCUUAAGUCAGCAAAAGAAUCCUCCCUUAUUGAUGACCAAACUAUCUGGAUCGAAAUUGGAUCACACCCUGUAUGCUCUGGAAUGAUCAAAGGGACAAUUGGUACACAAUCAAUAACAAUUCCAUCCCUGAGAAAGGGCGUUGAUACCUGGAAAGUCCUAGCGGGAGGCCUCGAAACGCUAUAUCUCAACCGCGUUAACAUAGAGUGGAAUGAGUGGCAUCGAGAUUUCAAAAGCUCACACACCGUUCUCCGGCUCCCAGGAUACAGCUGGGACUUGAAGAAUUACUGGAUCCAGUAUCGAAAUAACUUCUGUCUUACCAAAGGAGAAAGCACAGCGGUUAUUGAUGCGCCUCCUGCCGAGACGAGGCCCGACUUUGUUUAUUUGUCACCAUCUGUUCAACGUGUACUAGAAGAGCAUCACGCUCCAGACGUCUCAAAUAUCCUCGUUGAAUCAGACAUUCAAGACCCGCGGCUAUCACCUGUUUUCCAAGGCCAUAAGGUCAAUGGCACAUGCCUCUGCCCCUCAUCUCUUUACGCGGAUAUUGCCCUGACAAUUGCCAACUACAUGAUGAAAGCAAUCGAUAUGCAAGGCGGCGAUAUAGGCCUAGAUGUUGGAGACAUGAAAGUUGACAAGCCUCUCAUAGCACUUCCGGCUGGUAAUCCGCAGCUGUUUCGGGUUUCUGGGUUGGCUAAUUGGGCGUCAAAAACCAUAUCACUCGCAUUCUACAGCAUCAACGACCAGGGCGGCAAGAAAGCGGACCAUGCCACAUGCCAUGUCAAACUCACCCCAAACCAAACUUGGCUUCAGGAUUGGAAACGAAAUGCAUAUCUGAUCAAGGGCCGGAUCGCUUCCCUGCACAAAGGUGUCGACGAAGGCGAGUCAAACAAAUUAAAGCGCGGACUCGUGUACAAGCUAUUUGGAGCAAUAGUAGAGUACGAUGCCCAGUACCAAGGCAUGCAAGAAGUAAUUUUAGACAGCAGCGAGCUAGAAGCUACAGCAAAGGUUACAUUCCAGGUCGGCGGCGACGGUUAUUGUUUCAGUCCUCAUUGGGUAGACAGUCUCGGGCAUAUUGCUGGGUUUAUCAUGAACGGAAACGACAAUGUUGACCAGGUUUUUAUCAAUCACGGUUGGGAGGCAAUGCGCUGUGCAACGACUUUCGCUCAUGGCCAAACAUAUCAGACGUACAAUAAGAUGCAGCAAGUGGAAGGUACGUUGUAUGCAGGAGACACAUAUAUUCUUGAAGAAGGCAAUAUUGUAGCCAUUUUCGAAGGAGUUAAAUUUCUAGGGAUUCCACGAAGAGUUCUGGAUCAGGUUUUGCCUUCCAAGCCCAGCUCAGUCAAAAAUUCUGCCGUGCCUCGAAGGCCAACGGCCAAUACCAGCGCCAUCUCACCAGCAAGGCAAUUACCAAAGCUUCCAAUAGCACCUAAUACAAAUCUUACCAAACUCUCAUCGAAUCAUAUCAUUUCUCAAGUCAUGGCAAUAGUCUCGGAUGAGGCCCGCAUCGACCCAUCAGAGCUCAAGCCCCAGACGGAAUUUGCUGAUUUUGGCAUUGACUCUCUUCUCUCUCUAACAAUACUGGGUAGAUUACGGGACGAGGUAGGGCUCGACCUGCCAUCAACAAUUUUUGCAGACUAUCCAACCGUCCAGAAGCUCCAAAGCUUCAUCGGUGUGGACCGGAGUCCGGCCCUGUCCUCUGGGUCUUCAAGUCAGGGGGAUACGGACGUAUUGACGGCGGAGCUGGUUUCUGAGCCAGACACCGACAGGAUUGUUGAUAUUAUCCGUAGUACUAUCUCAGAAGAGACGGGCGUUCCCAUAGAAGAGCUCACCGUUUCCGCCAGGCUCUCAGAACUCGGCAUAGAUUCUCUUCUAGCAUUGACAACCAUGGGCAAGCUCAGCGAAGCUCUCGAUAUCGAGGUGCCGCAGUCUCUUUUCGUCGAAAACGCCACAUUGUAUGACCUAGAAAGGGCUUUAGACAUGACUAUAAAGCGCACACAUGUCAAAAUAUGCCCCAAUGCCACAAAACUUCAGACCAUUCAGGAAGUCAACAUCAUCGACACAGCUCCUCACGCAACCUCAGUCCUCCUCCAAGGAAAUUCCAAGACCGCAACAAAGAAACUCUUCCUCUUCCCCGACGGCUCCGGAUCCGCAACAUCAUACAGCUCCCUCACCCGCAUCUCCCCCGACAUCGCCGUAUACGGCCUAAACUGCCCCUGGAUGAAGACACCACAAGGCAUGACAGUCCCGCUAAAACAGCUAACCGCCAAAUACCUCCUCGAAAUCCGCCGUCGACAGCCCCACGGUCCUUACUACCUCGGUGGCUGGUCAGCAGGCGGCAUCUGCGCCUACGAAGCAGCGCAGCAAUUAUCCCAUGCCGGCGAAUCAACAACACGUCUCAUCCUUGUCGACUCACCCAACCCCGUCGGAUUAGAGAACCCUCCCCAGCGAAUGUACGAUUUCUUUGAUAGUCUCAGGAUCUUUGGGGAAGGCGGGAAGCCACCCCCAAGCUGGCUUCGGCCGCAUUUUGACGCGUUUAUUCGAUUGCUGGAUGAGUAUAAGGUUAAGCCUUUUAAGGGCAAGUUGGAGACGCAUAUGGUGUAUGCUCGAGACGGGAUUUGCAAAUUGCCGAGUGACCCUAGGCCUGAGAUUCGCCCUGAUGAUCCGAGGGAGAUGUUGUGGUUGUUGAAUAAUCGGACUGAUUUUAGUGGGGGUGGGUGGUGUGAGUUGGUUGGGAAGGAGAAUAUGAGGAUUACAGUGCUGGAUAAUGUGAAUCAUUUCACGAUGGUGGAGGCAGGGCCGGAAAUUGGCAAGCUGAGCGCUUUUAUUAGAAAGGCUAUGGAGUGAGGUAUUGGGGGGUUUUUUACGGAUAUUUUUGCUUCAGUUACAAUAUUAACCGUAUAUUUAUUUAUUUUCUUAGGAUUUAAAUAGGAGUCUUUUCAAAUCCGCACCCGAUCUAGGUCAAAUAUAAGCUAGG